AUGCCUGGUCCGGAAUUACUUUCAAGUCAAGGAUUGCGAUUAGAUGGCCGGAGACCUGACGAAUUGCGCCGGAUUCGAUGUAAACUCGGUGUUUUUACACAACCAGAUGGGAGUGCUUAUUUGGAACAGGGAAAUACUAAAGUGCUGGCUGCGGUGUAUGGUCCACAUCAGGCCGCAAAAUCAAAAUUAUCAACAGAAGGAGUAGUGGUUAAUUGCCAAUACAGUAUGGCCACAUUCUCUACAAGCGAGAGGAAAAACAGACCCCGUGGUGACCGCAAAUCACAGGAAAUGUCGCUACAUUUGAGACAAGCACUGUCUGCAGCAAUAAAAACUGAACUUUACCCACGAUCACAGAUAGAUAUUUAUGUGGAAGUUUUGCAGGCAGAUGGUGGUGCUUAUUGUGCAUCAGUGAAUGCAGCAACCCUGGCAUUAAUAGACGCAGGUGUGCCAUUGAAAGCUUAUGCUUGUGCCUGUACAUCCUCCGUGGCAUGGCGAGGCAAUCACCCAGAAGCUUUGCUGGAUGUUGGUCAUGUUGAAGAGGCAGCCGGUGGUGUAUGCCUCACAGUGGCAGCAUUGCCAAGUGUUGACAGCAUAGCCUUGUUGGAAAUGUCACAUCGCUUACACAUGGACUAUUUUGAAGUGGUUAUGAGUAGAGCUAUGCAAGGAUGUAAAGAUAUUGAGAUAAUUUUAGACAAAGCAGUAAGAGAACACCUGGCAGAAGGAUGGACGAAGCCUGAUGUAAUAACUAUAUGA
This is a messenger RNA of Leptosia nina, 753 nucleotides long. The record is from the annotation of a GenBank genome assembly. Lineage: Eukaryota; Metazoa; Arthropoda; Insecta; Lepidoptera; Pieridae.